GUGGAAGCACGUGGUCGGUUGAGGCUGCCCGGUAUCAGAAGGUGAGGCUAGCGCAGUCAAAUGUGGAAGAAGGAACCCCACCAGGAAAAAGGAUCCCCGCCUUCUGGAAAGCCAGUCUGUUGCAGAAGAAUUUGUUUGAUGUGCCCUACUUCGGAGGCUUCUGUGUUGAAUGUCUGAGGCGCUCCAGCUAAACCCUAGCCAUGUCGCAGAUGUUGCACAUAGAAAUUCCCAACUUUGGGAACACCGUGCUGGGCUGCCUGAAUGAACAGAGGUUGCUGGGACUGUACUGCGAUGUCUCCAUCGUGGUCAAAGGUCAAGCCUUCAAAGCCCACCGGGCAGUGCUGGCAGCGAGCAGCCUGUACUUCCGAGACCUGUUCAGCGGGAACAGCAAGAGCGCGUUUGAGCUUCCGGGGACGGUGCCUCCGGCCUGCUUCCAGCAGAUCCUGUCGUUCUGUUACACCGGGAAGCUCACCAUGGCCGCCAGCGAACAGCUCGUGGUGAUGUACACAGCCGGCUUCCUGCAGAUCCAGCACAUCGUGGAGAGGGGCACGGACCUCAUGUUCAAAGUGAGCUCCCCGCACUGCGACUCGCAGACCGCUAUGAUCGAGGACGCCAGCUCGGAGCCCCAGAGUCCCUGCAACCAGCUCCAGUCGGCCUCCGGGCCCUAUGUCAUGUCUCCCUCGAUGCCCAUCCCGCUCCUCACCCGGGUGAAGCACGAGACCCUGGAGCUCCAGCCCGCUGUCGCUGCCACCGGCCCGGGCCUCCCCACCAAGCGGCCCUUGGAGGCCGGGGCCCGCGACGGUCCCGGGGCCGGGGUCUCCAACGCGGCCGCGGCGGCCCCCCUGAAACUGUCGCGCGUCUCCUACUAUGGUAUGCCCAACUUGGCCACCCUCAUCCCCAACAUCCAGCAGGUGCAGUAUUCCCAGGGCGAGCGGACCAGUCCCGGGGCCAGCAGCCUCCCCACCACCGACAGCCCCACGUCCUACCACAACGAGGAGGACGAGGAGGACGACGAGGCCUACGACACCAUGGUCGAGGAGCAGUAUGGCCAGAUGUACAUCAAGUCCACGGGGGGAUACUCAGUACAAGAAAAGCCAGAGCAGAUUCCUUUAGAGAGCCGGUCCUGUGUGCUGAUUCGGAGAGAUCUGGUGGCCCUGCCAGCAAGUCUCAUCAGCCAGAUUGGCUACCGCUGCCACCCCAAGCUCUACUCUGAGGGAGACCCUGGAGAGAAGCUAGAAUUGGUUGCAGGUUCAGGUGUCUACAUCACCCGGGGCCAACUGAUGAACUGUCACCUCUGUGCUGGGGUGAAGCACAAAGUUUUACUGAGGCGUCUUCUGGCUACAUUCUUUGAUCGGAACACCCUGGCCAACAGCUGUGGUACUGGAAUCCGUUCCUCCACCAGUGAUCCCAGUCGGAAACCCUUGGAUAGCCGAGUCCUAAAUGCCGUGAAACUGUAUUGCCAGAAUUUUGCUCCGAGCUUUAAGGAAAGCGAGAUGAAUGUCAUUGCCGCCGACAUGUGCACCAACGCCCGCAGGGUCCGCAAGCGCUGGCUCCCCAAGAUCAAGUCCAUGCUCCCCGAGGGCAUGGAGAUGUACCGCACUGUCAUGGGCGCCACCACGACCAAUGUCCCCUUGGAUCCCGAAUUCCAGCCCACCACUGCUCAGGUCUUUGAGCAGCGCAUCUAUGCAGAGCGGAGGAGCGACACCGGCACCAUUGUGGCUCUGAGAACUAACGCGGUCAAUGUAGACCUGAGCAACGGGGCCAACCCGCCGUUUGAACAGAACGAGGAGGUGGAGGGGGCCGGCGGCACCGUCAUCCAGGAGGUCGCCGGCCCCGAGCCCCUGCCCUCGGAUACCCAAAGCCCUCCACAGCCUUUCGAACAAGGUUCGGCCAACACGAGCAGGCCAGAAACCCCGGUGAGGAGACAAGAUGGUACUUAUGGAGGGACUUUGUAAGGAUCUUUAAAGAAAAGAAGAGAGAGAAAGAGUGUGAGAGAGAGAAAGAGAGAGAGAAAGAGCGAGAGAGAGAGAGAGAACGAGAACACGGUUGUGACUUAUAAGGGAUCUAAAUACUAAAGCUGCUUGCAUGCAUUACUAAUACAAAAAAAAUGUGAUCAAUCCACUUACCUACUGAACUGCUACUGUUGCCUGAAAAAAAUGUGAUUUUUAUUCUGCUUGUAUUUAAAAAUUUAUGAAGGAAAUAAUCGCAUUCGUUAUACUGUAAAUGAUUAGGUCAACGGCGACCUAUAAAGAAAAAGUUACUGGGCUCCUUUUUGAUAUUCCUGAGGUUAGUCUUAAAACUUGUAGCUUUUUUUUUUCUCCUUUUAAAAAGCAGGGCGAGAGAGAGGAGUAGUGAUUUUGCCUCUUUCUCUCCCUGGCCUUGUCCAUCACCGUGUCCUCUUCAGUUCAAAAGUAACCACUGUUAACUACUUCACCAAAAAGUUUUACCGUCACUUGAGUGAAAAGUAUCAUUUCAGUGGUGUUCCUGACACUGGCUGUUCCUCAGCUGUUAGGAAUGAUCCAACCCUUUAGGGCCCUUGAGUUUUAAGCUUGAGGUCGGUUGGUUGCAGUGCCACUGUAGAGGUGGGGAAGGGGCUCUCAGGAGCCUUCUCCAAGCAUGCUCUGGGUUUUCUUUCCUGUCAAACUGCUCCCGCCACAGUUCCUGCUGCCCAUCUUCAUGGAGAGGGACACCGUCAGAGCUGCCUUGGUGAAGUCCCCCAUUGCCGGGACUUCUAAAAUCCUGGCAUGCCUUUCUCUCCCCUUUUCACCCCUAUCCAGCCCCCAUCUCUUUUCCCCUUCGGCCAGGGGCACGCUUCCCGCCUCAUCUUCCGAGGAAAAGUGGUGAUGCUGAAAGCAGAGCAGCUCUUCUGUCAGUCAUGUUACAAAGCAGAAGUCAGCUGUAAUGAAUGCCCAGCCUUUGCCCAACCUAGAGAUUAACUUGAACAGCAGUCUUGGAGGGAAGUGGCUAAACUCUGAGGUGAGCUGUUUCUCCAGUUUUAACUGGAACAGGCUCCAAUGACGUUCCUCUUUCUUUCUGCUAACAAGUGAAUGAAAGUGAAACCCCAGUUCAUUCUUUUUUUCUCUGUCCCAUUCUCUCUGUCUCACUCUUUCUUCCCCCCCACCCCGCUCUCUCUUUCGCUUUCUCCAUUUACAAAAUUUUUCAUGACUGUGCCAUAAGCUUUGGGUCUCUGAAGGAGCUUUAAAGGGGAGGAAUUCUUCUCCUUCCCGUCCUUCACCCCAGUGAACCAAAUCACUGCAAACCAAGCACAGACUUGCUGGUCAGACUGUGCCGGUCAUUCUUGGGGAAGGGGGCAAUUGUCUGGAUCUCGUUUCUCUUCCUUUCUCUCUGUUGCCCCCCAUCUGAGAGACAGCCCAACCCAUUUCCCAAUUUGAGACAUUUGGAAGAAUGGAAGUCUCGCCUCACAUUAGUCAAAAAAUCUCAGCUGAAAUGGCUGAAAUCUCAGCCAUUGAGUGGUUUGGCCAAAACCAAGAUCCCCGGGUUCUCUGGCCACUAGAACCACUCUAGCAGAACAGGAGAAAGUUGGACGAGAGGCGUAUGGGUGGGGUGUCUUCCAUUGCUCCCGGUUGCUGAAGGGGCCCCCACCAUUUGGCUCUUUUCCAUUGGGUGCCCUCAGGCAGUCAGCAGAGUGAUGCAGCAGCCCAGAGUGGCAUGUCUUGGGGUGAGAUCCUUGAGUUCAGGGCAGACUGGGAUGCGGAUGGGGACCUGUGCCCAAAGAGACAGCGAUCGAGAGUCGGCCGAAGUCGGGGACCGGAGAGUCUAGAGCUGAAUUGAGAAUCUCAUUCGGAGAUGACAAUAGCCCACAGAAAGAAGCCAAACCUUCCACAAGGUGACAGUAAACCUUUCCCUCAAAGACAGCCCUAUCGGGGAACUUGGGAUGGUUUAGACAAGCCUGUCUGACAUGCACUAUAGAAAUUGUAUUUCUCCACUGUGUGCUUUACUUAAGACUUUUUUUGAAAAAUUUAACUCCAUAUUCUGUUGUACUACUAAUUGAGGAGGGGAUGACGAGUUGAAGUAGCCUGGUGGAAGCCGGUCCGGGAAUUUUGGGGUGAAUAACAGGAAGACUGUGGUGUAUGUUAAAAAGGGAAAUGCCAGGUGCUUGCUGGUGAGAAAAGGGUGCUUAAUACUGUAGAGUUUGGAAUGCUUUAAAGUUUAAAGCGUAGCCAGUGGAAGGGGAGCGACUGAGAAGGUGUCGGGAGAGGCCAACUUGUGGCUCAUUUUAAUUGUGUGCUUUCAAAGUUAAUGAUGGUAAAUUAGAUGAUGAAGAGUGCCCCAAAAGGGUCAGUUAAAAAAAAAAAGGAAGCGCCCAUUUUGCUUUUCAGGUUUCUGAAUUCUCAACACAUUGGGGUAGGGAAUGUGUUUGAGUUCCAAACUGUCUCCAGUUUAUCCCCCCCAUCCUGGAAAGAAAUGUUGGCAUUAUUGACAGAAUUGCUGGCUUCUUUUCCCCUCCCACUCUCCAAACUCAUUUUUCUUGGCCCUUGCAUAAAAAAUAUUAGUAAUUAUUUAAAAAUCCACCCAUGCAGCCCUCCCCCUAUCCCAUUCCAUUUUGAACAGCAUUGAGUUUGUCAAGAUUUCAGUCAAGAGGCUAUUGUGCCUCAGAGCCUCGAGUCCAGUUCUGCAGAGCUGGGACUCCGCUGUUCAUGGGCUGGUGGCCUCUUACCCUCUCCCUGUACUUUCCCAUUGAUGUCAUUUCCUCAAAUCGGCCCAAGAACCACAACUGGCAUCAACACCUACCUAAGGGCCACUUCUGUCAGAUCCCCUUGCAGACCCACAAGCAAAAGAUAAACACCCCCGUGAGGACUUAGCCAACAGAAAAGCAGAUCUUUCCCAUCCUUGUCAAAAUAUUUUAUUUUUAUUUUAAACAAAUUUUCCAUCCGCCCCCCGCCUUGCCUAUAAACAAAAUUCUUUCCAUUGCCCCCUUCUUGGGUAGGAUGUUGAAGGAAAAGCUAAAAUUCUAAUAAACCAAGUGUUGGCACGGUAACAUUGCGGUGGCCACCCUUGUUGGCCUACCCUUGAGUUCAGGACCCCGUCGUCUACCCUAGGGGAAAAGAGGGUAGAGAAGACCUCCUGGAGGAGAGGAUAGUGGGGUAUUAGGGGCACUGGACAACGAGGGAUGGAGCUUGAGACUUAGUGUGUAGUUAAGAUCUGUUGAGGCUAAUGACGAGGUGUGGAAACUGGCCAUUCAGACCGAUGAGUCGGUCACCUCAUUGCUGGUACUUUUAGGGAGGAAUCAUUCAUGUGGGGGGUUUUUGGCCUAAGGAUCACAGAUAAUGUACUGAUGCACACCUGGCCUGGCCAAAGCCACAGCAGCAGAAGAGAGAUGAGGCACAGGGCGGCAGUCGUGAGGUCAGUCGUCAUGAUAGUACAGUGCUCUGCACACAGAAAGCGCUCAGUAAAUACGAUUGAUUGAUUUGGGGCUGUGUUCCAACAGAGAAACCCAUGAGGCCCUGUGCUUUUUGACACUGGAUUGGGGCCUGUCUCCUCCUCCCCUUUCCUCCCCUCACUGAGAGCUGGGUGUGGAGAUAAGUGGCCAGAUCGUAGAGCACCUUCGGGUGUGGUUGGGAGCUAGCAUGGGUGGAUGUGGGCCCCUCCGCAGCCCACCAAAGUGGCCAUAGCAGACCUCCAGCUCUUUUAGUUCCCCCCUGCUGAUCAGGAUCCAGUGGGCUGGUGAACCUGAAAUUACCGCGGCUUUCCUCACUGUCCCGAGGGAGGAUAGUAGAUAGAGGAUGGAGGGGAUGCCCUGUAGUGAGCAGAAUCUUUAUCACACGAAAAGCUUCCCCAAACUAAAAAAUUUCCCACCCUCUCCCUCCUCCUCCCAAGUUGGCUCUUGAAUUUGGGCCGAUGAGGCCGUCAUCUAGAACCGGUUGUUCCGAGUUGGCCUUGGAUCGGAGCGGGCCCAGAUCCGCACCUCCGGGGCAACGGGGAACUAGGCCAGUGGUCUUCGUCUGAGCGAGAGGGGCUGGGGCAUCUGAAGGGCUGGGCUGGUUGCACGAGGUGAAAAUAGAUCUAUUUUUAUACUUAGCACAACUUUCCUGGGGUGUUUAUGCGUCGGGGUGGGGGUGGGGUAUUGUGUUUUUUGUGGUUUUAUUCUUGUUUUAUUUUGUUUUUACUUUUUUCGUUGGUGUUUUUGGUUUAGGAAGGCAAGAUCUGUAGGUAAAACUUUAAAAAAAAUGUGAAUGGUCCUGAGCUUUUCCUUUUCUCUCGGGAAAGGGGGGAGCAUUUUGCACUAAUGUUUCCUGUGUGUGGAGGAUUAAUGAUAUGUUUGAAAAUGUAUAUGGAUGAUGAUUGUAUCCUUUAAGGAAAACAAUGAAUCCCUUAAGAUACUGAAUGUAAAGUGAACAUGAAGCAGUCCUUGGCGUUUUAAUGGGGCUUUCCUGAGUGCCUUAGAGUUUUUUGAUCCAUUUUUCCCAAGGAAAACAGAUCCAGAAAAUAAGACCAUGUCCCCCCUCUCCUUCUUUGUUUACGACACUAUUAACAAUUGAAAUUUGGGGCUGCUUUGUCAUGUUAGUGUGAAAUUGCAUUCAUCUAGAUGCGGUAGAGCAAAGAUCUCAGUAUUUAUGACAUGUCUGCACCUUUAUUCUUAUGCUUGACUAUUAGCAAUAUGCAUAUAAAUAUAUAUUAUAUAAUAUAUCUAAAUUAUAUCAAGCACCUUUUCAAAAAAAAAAAAGAGAAAGCUGAACAGAGUUUGAGCUGAAGUUACACGUAGCUGCCGUAGUGUAGAACUAAACCUUCCUCUGGGUGCCAAAGUGGCAAAAGCCCAGAACCCUGGUUCCGAUUCUGGAUGUACUUUAUGAUAGUGGCACUGGGACGCUUUUCUUUCCAUCCAUCGCGUGUCGGAUACUGUGUGAUUCCAGUUUAACCGGGGACUGUAGAAGACAACCGACGAAGGCCCGCUCCACUAGUGAGAGGCACGAAUGACUAAGAAUAAAAAGAAAUGUCGCUGACUGUGUGUCAAGACCCAAGGUGUGUUGGGUAGCUUUGUACUUGAAAUCUCUGUAGUUUUCUUAACUGUUGCUAAUCUCACCUGGAAACGUUUCAGUGACCCCCCCACCCCCUUGACUGCCAUGGAGACAGCACGGGUGAGCAAAGGGGGUUGGAGUUUUAUUUCAUUGAUUGAGCCUGUGAUGGUGUUUGUCUGAAACGUCCUCGUUGAGGCUUCUGGGCUCUGAAGGAAGACGACUCUGUGAGGCUCAUGUAUACGUGUGGUCUUCAAGCGCGCUCGCUAUAAACGUGGGCCUCGCCACCCUUUCCAACAGUGUGUUCUGUUGAUCAUCUCCAAUUGUUUCGAUUCUGAAAGCCUGGAAUGGAAUAAAGGAUAAAGAACCUGGCUUGCCGUGCCAUAACAUUUUAGCUGUGUUUCGUUUUUCAUUUUUCUUCAUGCGGUGGUGGGGGGGGACCUUCUCUGGGAGGAAUGUCUUACACUGGGAAAGAGACCCCUGAGUGUGGGUCCGGGCCCCCUCUGUGGGGGAAGGUGGAGGUUGGGGAUGGGAACUGGGGAUGUGUCCUGGAUCCAAGAUCCUCUUCCGAGGUGUCUGUGUCGUGAUCUGGCUUGUGACUAGCGGGAGUUUCUGGAAACGAUCCUCGGAUCUCCCCCAUCUCCCUUCCCGAAGGAGUUUCAAGCAGACACUGGGGUCUCUAGGCUCUUUGCCGUUAGUUGGUCAUUCCCGCCUGGCCUGGGGGAGGGAGUCCAUCAACAGGUGACGGAGAAAUUCAGUGUCAAGCAGCAGUAUCACCUUCCUCAAACAGCCCCUACACUGGAACUGCUUCCCCUUUGUAACACAUGUCUACGGGACCAUGACAUUCGAGACAUGCUUUCUGUAAGGGUCGAGCGGAUCUCCCCGGUCAUUUUACUGCUAAGCUUUUGUUCAGAUUGCUUAUUUUUAUGGAAAUAUCUUGCUGCAAGGGAGAAGGGUCCAUGGCCCAUUAACCAACUGAAACUAGAGACAGCCCCAGUAUAGGUCUGCUGGCAGUAAACUCUAAACACGAAAUUGAGGGUUCAUAGCUGUCUUGGGCUUUAACUACUGUUUCAAAAUGUUCCUGCUGUAUAAAUUCAUCCUGAUGUCAGGAAGCAAGCUCGUGGUGCGUAGAUCACCAUACCAGAGAUAUUUGGGGCUUGUUACAAGAUGUUUCUAAAAGUAAAAAAAGUGCUUUUUUUGGUUGGUUUAUUUUUUAAUCCAAAAAAGAAAAAGAGAGGAACUUUAAGUCUCAAGCACUCAAAUUGGAAAAGCUUGCCGUGUUUCUGAUCAAUCUCUUCCAUUGUUAGCAUUUUGCACAUGAUUGUGGUUUUUAUGUCAAAAAAAGCCAAAACUUGCAAUACUAUUUUUAGCAGACAAAAGAAAAAAAAACUAAGUAUAAAUGUAUAAAUAUUUUUGACUUGAACAUUUGGAUGGCACUUGAUUCAAAUAGAACAUUAAUCCUUUGGACAGAAUGUUUGGAAAUAAGAGACAUUAAAGUAUAAGGUUGUUUUUAAAGAGUCUGUUUAGGGUAUUAAGUAGUACUGUAAUUCAUGACUGUUAAAAAAAAAAAAAGAUGAGAUAAAAAUUGCUCCUGUGCUGUUAGAAAGAUUUCACAGUACCACUGAGUUAUGUUUCAGCCACAAAAGUUGCUAGCUUUUUAAAAAUGUUUUGGAUUUUGUUUUUGUGUAUUAUUCACUAGUAUUUAUGUGCUGUUACUCUGUAUAGUUAAGACUGUUAUUUUAUAGCCAUGGCUGACACACUAUAUCAGUAACUAGAAAAGAGAAACAACAAAAAACCUACAAACCCCCAAGAGUUUGAAGUGUGCUCAUAGCUGUUUUCAUAUGAUGAAAAAUCCAUUAAAAAUGAUGUGAUCAUUAAUUGUAAAACGCUUUGUAAAAUUCACAUUUACAAAUAAUAAAGUAAACUCAAAUUAAA
Messenger RNA from Tachyglossus aculeatus (Australian echidna), 8909 nucleotides. It is a transcript of the gene NACC2, whose product is annotated as NACC family member 2. The record is from RefSeq and is a predicted model, not a curated record. Lineage: Eukaryota; Metazoa; Chordata; Mammalia; Monotremata; Tachyglossidae. Gene Ontology annotation, biological process: regulation of transcription by RNA polymerase II. The transcript has 6 exons. The coding region runs from base 201 to 1955 and encodes 584 amino acids. Gene Ontology annotation, molecular function: RNA polymerase II cis-regulatory region sequence-specific DNA binding; DNA-binding transcription factor activity, RNA polymerase II-specific; protein binding.